Messenger RNA from Anolis carolinensis (green anole), 3293 nucleotides. RefSeq names its product zinc finger protein 131 (gene zbtb35). The record is from RefSeq and is a predicted model, not a curated record. Gene Ontology annotation, cellular component: nucleus. Bases 363 to 2162 code for a protein of 599 amino acids. Lineage: Eukaryota; Metazoa; Chordata; Lepidosauria; Squamata; Anolidae. Gene Ontology annotation, biological process: regulation of transcription by RNA polymerase II. Gene Ontology annotation, molecular function: DNA-binding transcription factor activity, RNA polymerase II-specific; protein binding. The transcript is spliced from 7 exons.
GUCCGGCAAGUCUCGCGAGGUAGGAAGGAGAGCAGAGCAGGAGAGAGCAGAGGCGAGAGGAGGAAGAGGAGGGCGAGGGGUUCCGUGAGGGCCGCGUGUCCAGCAGACGGAGCCCCGGCGUUUGGUAUGUAAGAGGCCCGUCCGCCGCGUACCAAAUGCUGGGGGGUCGGUCUGUUGGGGGCCCGCCCGGCUCCUUUCCCCGGCCCGGGAGGCGUCCGGGCGGCCCGCCUGGCCCCGAGAGGCCCCAGCAGGCCGCUGAACCUGUUUAGCAGUUGCUCCUCCGAAGGCAUGGCCCUCAGUUUCCGGCCAGUGGACAGGCACCGCUUGAGGCCCAAGACGGAGGACAGGCAAAUCUAUUAGCCAUGGAAGCUGAAGAGACAAUGGAAUGCAUUCAGGAGUUUCCAGAACAUUACAAAGUAAUCUUGGACAGAUUGAAUGAACAACGGGAGCAAGAUCAGUUCACAGACAUCACUCUGAUUGUGGAUGGUCACCAUUUUAAAGCUCACAAAGCAGUUCUUGCUGCCUGCAGCCAGUUUUUCUACAAAUUCUUCCAAGACUUCACUCAGGAGCCUCUGGUAGAGAUAGAAGGUGUAAGUAACAUGGCAUUUCGUCACUUAAUAGAGUUCACGUACACAGCCAAGUUAAUGGUGCAAGGGGAAGAGGAAGCAAAUGAUGUCUGGAAAGCGGCUGAGUAUCUUCAGAUGCUGGAAGCCAUUAAGGCUCUCGAAAACAGGCAAAAAGAGAAUUCGUUGGUGCAUGAAUCACAUCAGACACAAGAUAGUAGUAAAGCCAAAAAGCGGAAGAUAGCAGAAACCUCCAAUGUCAUUACAGAAACACUGCCCUGUGCAGAAUCUGAACCUGUUGAAAUUGAGGUAGAGAUUUCAGAGGGGGCUACUGAUGUAGGAGAAAAUAACAUUGAGGCGCUUGAGGAGGUGGCUUCCACUGAACAGUCUAUAAAAUAUAUACAGACCACGGGUACAUCAGAUGAGUCUGCUCUGGCUCUUCUGGCAGAUAUCACUAGCAAAUUCCGCCACGGGGAGCAAAAAAGCGACCUUAAAGAAGAAUGUUACGACAUAUCGGAUACAAUGGGCAAACAGGUGGAAGGCAUUGAGAUCAUGGAACUUCAGCUGUCACAUGUCAACAACAUUUACCACUGUGAAAAGUGCAACCGUACAUUUAAAUCAUUUUACCACUUUAAAGAACACAUGAAAACGCACACUACGGAAAGUUACAAGUGUGACCUAUGCAACAAAAGGUACUUGCGUGAGAGUGCGUUAAAACAGCACCUUACCUGUUACCACUUUGAUGAAGGUGCUGCUAACAAGAAACAAAGAUCUGGCAAGAAAAUACACGUCUGCCAGUACUGUGAUAAACAGUUUGACCACUUUGGACAUUUUAAGGAACAUAUUCGGAAGCACACAGGUGAAAGGCCGUUUCAGUGUCCAAACUGCCAUGAGUUUUUUGCCCGGAACAGUACUCUCAAAUGUCACUUGACAGCAUGCCAUUCAGAGGCUGGUGCUAAAAAGGGACGGAAGAAACUUUAUGAAUGUCAGGUCUGCAACAGUAUAUUUAACAGCUGGGAACAAUUCAAGGAUCACCUAGUAAUACAUACAGGUGACAAACCCAAUCACUGUACUUUAUGUGACUUGUGGUUUAUGCAAGGCAGUGAGUUGAGGAGACACCUGCAAGAAAUGCACAACAUUUCAGAACGGAUAAUAACAGAGGAUGUCCUUCCGGCGGAGAGUGACACCGUGGCUCCCAUGACCAUCAUAGAGCAGGUGGAACAAGUCCAUAUGUUGCCCGUCAUUCAGGUCCAGGUGGAUCCAGCGCAAGUGACAAUUGAACAAGUGCAUCCAGAUUUGAUAACGAAUAAUGAAGUGAAAACUGCGCAAAUAGAGCUCCAAGAGCAGGUCGAGAUUAGCUACUUGGAAGUGGAGCACAUUCAGACUGAGCCCAGUACUGAAGUCCACAUAGAGGAGUUAGACGUGGAACAUGUGGAUCAGUUACACAUGGAAGAGGUUCAAGCGCAGCUUAUAGAAGAAACGGAUCUAGAGGAAGUACAAUCAGGACACAGGGAACACGGCGAACUAGAACCUAAAGAGUCUGAUGGGUUAAACACACAACCAGUAGAGAAUGUAAAAGAGGAAACAGUGGGAACCUAGCAAAUGUUGACUGUGUUACCUGUGAUUUGAAAAACACAAAAAAAAAUGUAAUACCAAAAUUUUUUUUUUUUGCACCACUCGUGGAUGACUCCUUUGUAUUGAUGCCCUUAGAGAUGUGGACAGUUGGACCAAAGUUAGGCCAUUUGAUUAAGCUGCCCUUGAUUAAACCCCCCUUAUGUUUUUUUUUUAAACCAACAAUGUCACAGAACAAAAUGUUUUCUAGAGAUAGACAGCUUUGUGUGGAGUUUUAAUUGUCAAGUUUUGCAAGAGUGUACUACUAGGUUAUAUUGUUUGUCCUUGUGAGAGACUUCUGAAAUAGGUUCUGUUUUUCUUUCAGACUUUGAGUUUAAUGUUUAAAAUGGUAUGGUCCCAAGAGUCACAUGGAUUACCUUAAUAACAAUUGGGCAAUUUGCUCAAACUGGUAAUUCCCCUGCUCUUUUAAUACUUUGCAGUCUUUCUGUUCUUAAGUUUAACCGCUGUCUUCUAAGCCAAGAAAUUGACUGGGAUGGGGAUAGUCUGCGCUAAGGUUCCUUAAAAUGAAAAAAGACCCCUUGUGCCUUCUCAUAUCCAAGUAAUUAAAUUUCCACAAAGCUUUUAGGAUAUUGACAAAGCUAACACAAAAGAGACAAUGUAGAUAUUGCUUUGUAGUGCUUUGUAAUUUUGCUUACAACUGUUAGUUGCCAGAUUUUUAUUUUUGUUUGUUUUUAUUUUGCAUUAAAAUAAGUGUAGAUGGGGGGAAGGUCAUAGAUUCAACACUGGCAGUUUUUUUCCCAAAGGGCCAAUUAAAAUAGGAAAAUUCAGCUAUAUUUGCAACAAAGUAUGAGUUGGCGGAAAGAUUGCACUGGCAUCUUAUCACCAGAAUUUUAUUUUUAGAAAAAAGUACAUUUUAUAUUUAAAAAAGAAAUCUUAAUAAAAUUCAAAGUAAUUGUGUCUAUUCAAUGCAUCAGGCUACUGUUUUAUUAUUUAAUGAGUUUUUUUGGACAGUUUACAGAAGGAUUUUGUGCUUGAAAGACUGGGAGAGAGGAAAUGAAAAAAGCCAUAGGUAUGAGUGCUUUAACUGUGGAUUUAUAAAAGUAGGAGUGUAAAUAUUUUAAAUCAGUAUUAUUGGACAAUAAAACAGUACCAACUAUG